AUGAAUAGCACUGCUUAAGUCUUAUUUUUAAAGGUUGAAUAAGGGAAUGUUAAUAAAGUGAUUGAAAUACUGCAAUAAUAUCCUAAUUUAAUAGAUCUGGAAAAUGUAAAGUCAGGAUAAACUUGUUUGACAAUAGCAUGUCGUAAAAAUGAUGGAGCAAUGAUAGAGAAAUUAAUAAAUUAAGGAGCAGAUAUUAAUAAGACAAAUAGAGUAAUUUAUUAAGGUUGAUAUAAUAGUUAAAUUAAUCACCAUUAUGGAUUUGUUCAUUUUAUAAUUAUCGUAGAACUGCUGAUUUUCUGUUGAAUCAAGGUGCUGAUGUAAAUUAGUAAGAUAAAGUAUUUAAUUUUGAAUAUACAAGAAAGGAUUUUCUCCUUUGAUGAUUGCAGCGUAGAGAGGAAAUUUAGAGACAGUUGCUUUAUUAUUGAAUGCUAAAGCUAAUAUCUAACUGUUAAAUAAAGUAUAAUUGUAUUUUAUCAUAUUAUUAUAGAAUCAAGAUACAGUAUUUGAUGUUUGCAAAGAUUAUGAUACUCUAUAAUUUAUGAUAUAAACAUUAUAAAUAGAAGAAGUAAGAGUUAAAUAACCAGAUAAAUUCAAACCAAAAUAAUAAUAGAAUGUUAAUUCAAUGAAAUCAACUUAGACAAAGUUUUCUAAUAAUUCUUAUAGAAGAGAGAAAUCUGAAUCAAUUCCAAAUUUGAAUGAAGAAUUUUAUACAAUUUAAACUAUGAUAAAUUCAAUGUGUGAAGAGAUGCAACUCAUUUUUAAUGAGAGUAUUUAAAAAUUUAAGAAUUGUAUUUUAAAUAAUAAGAAUUUAAUUGAAGCAAAGAAAUCAAUUUCAAUUGAAUAUGAAUAAAUUCAAUAAUCAUAACAUAUUGAAGAUAAUAUUCAAUUUUAAUAUGAUAAUUUUCAAUAUGAAAUUAGUAGACAAAUAGGUAGAACACUUUAUUCUAUUAUACAUAAUUUGGAUAAGGCUUAAGUUAAAUCUCCUUCUCCAAAGAAUAAGAAAUAUUUAUCAGCAGAACCUUUAAUUGAAGCCACAAUUGAAGAAGAGUAAUCUACACCAUUGAGUUAAUUUCGGAAUUAAUUAAAGAAGGUAGAGACACCAUCUUAAGUAAAAGAACCCUUAAGUAGAGGUAGUGUAAAAGGUGAGGAUGAAAAAUUUAAUAGAAUGAUGACUUAGAAAUUGGAGAUUUUGAAUGAAAUGAUUAAUUCUCGAAUCGGAAAUAAGAAAUAGUGACUUAUAAUUACUAAAAUAUAUUUAAUAAUUAAAUGUAAAGUAAGUUUGACAAGUCAUUUUUUGAUGAGCGGACUAUUGAUUGUUCAUUUUGGGAAAAGUCAACAUAGAAAAUAAAUAUUGACUUAAAUGAACAUCAAUAUAUAUUGUUUUAGAAAAGCAGAAAAAGUGGAUUCUGGGUAAGCAGAAACUAUAUAAUUCUUGAUUCUAAAUUAAUCAAAUUGAGAGUAAAUUAUAUUAUUCUAUAUGUUUUAAGCCAAAUAAAAACACAAUUCAUUAGAUCAAUCUGAAUAAGAGUAAAAUAGAGAAAAUUAAAUAUCAAAAUAAUCAAGAGAAAGAGAGUUGUAAUAGAGUAUAUAUAUAAUAUACAUGAAUUUUAGAAGAAAUAUGGUUUUAGAAUUAUUAGAAAUCAAAUUUGUAGAGAAUUCUAUUCAAGAUCAAAAGAAUUGAAUCAAAAAAUUUGGGAUGAAUUGAAAAAAUAAUCUCUAUAGAUUACAUUCAAAUAAGAUUAUAUAAUUGAAAAAAUGAUUGGAAAAGGAAACUUUGCUAAAGUAUUAGAAUUUUCUAUUAUUUUUAGGUGUAUCUUUGUAACAAAAAAUCUGAUAAAUAAUAAUUUGCAGUAAAGGCUUUUGAAAAAAGUAAGUUGAUAAAUACUGAAACAGAUAGAUUAGCUUUAUUGAAAGAAAUAUCUAUUUUACGUAAAUUGAAUUAUAAGGGACUUAUAAAAAUGUAUGAAGUUUAUGAAGAUGAGACACAUAUUUAUUUAAUUCAAGAAUAUUUAUAAGGUGGAGAAUUAUAUUAAAAUAUUAAAAAAAAUAACAAAUAUCCAGAAAAUACUGUGGCUAAAAUAAUAGCCACUUUAUUAGAAUCUCUUGAGUAUUUACAUAAGAAAAGUAUACUCCAUAGAGAUCUUAAACCAGAAAAUUUGAUAUUAAGAAAAAAAGGAAUAUUGGAUGAUAUAGUAAUUACUGAUUUUGGAUUGGCUGAUUUUUAUGAUCCAUUAGGAAAUUAUAUAUUCUAAAGAUGUGGUACUCCUGGAUUUGUUGCACCAGAAGUAUUAUAAGACAAAAUUUAUGAUUAAAAAGUGGAUAUUUUUAGUGUUGGAUGUCUAAUGUAUUUAUUAUUAGCUGGUAAAUCACCAUUCAAAGGUUCUACUUAUGAUGAAGUAGUGAUGCGUAAUUAUCAUUGUAAAAUUGAUUAUCAAUCUAUUGAAUCCAUUAUAUCUAUUUAAUGUAUAUUUGUAUAUUAAAAUUAGGCUUAUAAUUACUAAAACUAUUAUUACAUCAUAGACCAUCAUAAAGACCAAAUCCUAAAGAUGCAUUAAAACAUGAAUGGUUUAUGCUCAAUUUAGAUGAAAAAAGAUAUAAAGAAUUGAAUAAUAAUGACGAAUAAAUUUAAUAUACUAAAUAAACUACUAAAUCUACUUUAACUGAUUUAGGAAGUAGUGGAUUUAUGAAAAACUUUGUUGGUCCUUAUACUUGUGAGAAGUCUGAAUUUUCUACUCCAUAGAUUUCACAUCCAAAUAAUAAAUAAAAUAAUGUUCUAUAUACACCAUAAUAUACUAUAAUGCAAUCUAUAUAAGAAUAAUUUAAAGAUAGUGAACAAUAGAUUUCAAUUAAAAAUUUAGAAGAUGAAUUUAGUGAUAUGAUGUUUGAAGAUGAAUCUCCUCAAUCACAUAAAUUACCUCAAUAUUAAUUAAUAGGAAAAUUAAAAUAAGUUGUGGAUUCAAAUAAUUCAUCUUAUUACACUUCUCCUGUCAUCAAAGUAUUAUUAAAUUUAAUUAUAAUAAUAGAAAACACCAGAAAGUAAUACAAAAGGUCUUGAGAUUAGGACUCCUAUUUUGAUUACUCAAAUAAUUGAAAAACAUACAUAACCUAGAGUAGCAAAUAAAAUUAUGAACAACUUAAAAAAUUUUGAAUAAGUUUGA
Messenger RNA from Paramecium primaurelia, 3158 nucleotides. Lineage: Eukaryota; Ciliophora; Oligohymenophorea; Peniculida; Parameciidae. The record is from the annotation of a GenBank genome assembly.